AUGUUUAGGAGGAUAACCCACGUGUUCCGUCCCAACCGUCACGGGCAAAGAGAGCGGGACGGCUUCGGGCCGGGCUACCGCAGCGCCUGUACCAUCAGGCUGGUCCGCAGCACCUCCAUGCUGCUGGUGGGAGAGAGGACGCGAUCUUCCGAGGGCGUCACGUUGAAACGGAGCAAGAGCACCGUGAGCGUGGAGUCCACCUUGUACUACUACCACAGGCAAGAGGACCGCGUGUGGCUUCACUCCCACGAGCAGAAUUGCCUGGAGUACCUGCAAGCGCUGGUGGCUCUGCGGCGGCGCUACACAAAGAGUGUGAGCGACUUGAACACGGGCGACGUCAAGGCCACGGUGGCCUCCAAGAAGAAAGAAAAAAAAACAGUAUCGAGAGCGAACCCCACGGCGCCGCCCGUGCCCAAUGUGGAGGACACGCUGCGCUUCCUGGAUGAGGCGAUUGCGAGCUGUGACAGUGAACCUCAGCGCAAACCUUACAUGGAUGACGGAAACGCUGACGUGGACUUUAUAGUGGCGUCCAGCUCAGCAGAACACGACCUCCACUCCAACUGGCUCUUGCGGGUUCCUCGGGUGGCAGGCGACCCUGACGUGCUGCAGCGGGAGGUUCUCGCCCGUGCCAAAGAAAAAGCCCUCAAUAAGAAAAACAAGAGCGGGUCGACCAGCAGCAGGUUGCGCCUGCAGAGGAACCCCAUCCAUUUACCCAAAGUGGUGGAGAGUGCCCUGCAGACGCUUCGCUCCAAGUCCAAAAAGUCCUGA
Molecule: messenger RNA, 768 nt
Organism: Phycodurus eques (leafy seadragon)
Lineage: Eukaryota; Metazoa; Chordata; Actinopteri; Syngnathiformes; Syngnathidae
Exons: 3
Coding region: 1-768 (255 amino acids)
Source: RefSeq, a predicted model, not a curated record